Messenger RNA from Phoenix dactylifera (date palm), 1606 nucleotides. Its product is annotated as melanoma-associated antigen G1-like protein. The record is from RefSeq and is a predicted model, not a curated record. Gene Ontology annotation, cellular component: nucleus. NCBI's taxonomy places the organism in Eukaryota, Viridiplantae, Streptophyta, Magnoliopsida, Arecales, Arecaceae.
AAUCCCAUUUUUAUUAUUUUUUUAAUGAAGAUUUUACUCUCUUCUUUCAAACAUCCGUUUCGGGUCUGUCUUCCUGCUCUCGCGCUUUCUUCCGUCGCUCACUCUCAUCUCUAUUUAGGGCUCCGCCUCCGUCCCUUUUAACCAGCGUCCACGGCCGCCCGCGGCCUCCUCCCGGCGCCGCCACCUCUCUCUGCACCUCCUCUUCUAGCCGAAGCGGCCGCCCACGCCCACCGCGUCUCUUCGCCAUUUCACCUGCAGCGGCCUCUCUCCAGCUCCUCCGAGGAAUCCCCUUCUCUCAAACCCUAAAACCCUCACAGCUUUUCCUCUUCUCCAGAUCCGGUACUCUCUCUGUCUCUGAACGUGCGGCCUCUUCGCUGCAAACCUUCUGAAAAGAUUUUAAAGCGCAAAACAUGCCUCUCAAUAUGAUGGCAAGUUACAAUGAGGAGAACUCACAAAUUGAUGUGUCUCAAGAGGAAAAGGACAAGCUGGUUGCAGAAGUAAUCCGCCAUGUGCUGUUUAAGACCUACCAGAGCUCUGGGUGCCCUAUAAAGAGGGAAGACUUGACUCAACUGAUAACCAAGAACUAUCGUCAGCGUUCAUUGCCUGCACUUGUUAUAAAUGAGGCCAGAGAUAAACUCUCUAGCAUUUUUGGUUAUGAGAUGAAAGAGCUCCAGCGCUCUCGUCCUUCCUCAAACAGGCAGGGUCGUGUGUCUCAGCAGGGUACUGCAGAGGCAAAAUCAUAUGUUAUUGUAAGUAAGGUACCUCCUGACAUCUAUAGCAAGUAUAUUGAGGACAAGAGUACCUCGCAUGUAACAGGUUUCACUUUUGUUGUGAUCAGUAUUGUGCAUCUUGCAGGAGGAAAAAUCUCUGAGGAAAAUCUUUGGCAUCAACUAAGGCGGUUGGGAUUAAACGAGAGUGAUGAAAACCAUCCUUGCUUUGGUAACACCAAGCAAACUUUAGAGAUGCUUGUGCAACAAAGGUAUUUGCUAAAGGAGAAAGUUAAUGGCCCAGAAGGCAACACUGUAAUGUAUGAGCUUGCUGAGAGAGCAUUAGAUGAAUCCAUCAGUGAGAAGUUAAAAGAUUACAUUGCACAGUGUUGGCGUGCUCGGUAUGGAGGUCGGUUACUUAGUCUUGGUUCAGUGCCGGUACGGUAUAGACCGGUACGGGGUAGUAGCUACCAGCAUGGUGAACCUCGCUUUAGAUACUUCCUGGAUAUACUUGAGAUUGUGAGUAAUGAGACAACUGCAGAGGCUGAUUGACAUUCACAUGACAACUAUUACCCAAGCUGCAGCAAAUGCAACAUUUUGAACUUUUUGGUCCUUGGUCAGGUGAUGAAUGUGCAUCUAUAGACAGUGUAUCUGGGUGUACAGUUUUAACUUGUUUCUUUGUUCCUGAGCUAAGAAUCUUUUGUAAGCACUGAAUUGUUAUAUCCAAUCAGUUGAAGUAUCCGAUGCUGUUUCUGCCCAAUACCUGCAAAUAGUUCUGUUGUAUCAUUAAAUCUCUUCAUCCCUCAAGAAUUUGAACCGCUGUUAAUCUAUGGGGCAUGAAGAUGUUAUUCCAUUCAUUAUAAUCAUGCAUAUAUCAAAAGAUUACCUUUUCUCUGUCA